Messenger RNA from Dacryopinax primogenitus, 213 nucleotides. Its product is annotated as DUF1242-domain-containing protein. Gene Ontology annotation, biological process: intracellular transport; protein secretion. Lineage: Eukaryota; Fungi; Basidiomycota; Dacrymycetes; Dacrymycetales; Dacrymycetaceae. The record is from RefSeq and is a predicted model, not a curated record. The transcript has 2 exons. The annotation marks the transcript as partial.
AGCGCAUUAUUCAAUUUCCAAUCCCUCCUGCUCGUCCUCCUUCUCCUGAUCUGCACGUGUACCUAUGUCCGAGCGGUGAUGCCCCGAUUAAUCGAUAGCAACAAGAGUGGGUUCUUAGGGGUGUUCUGGAUGAGCGCGAGAAUAGGAGAACGACUCUCGCCUUACGUUGCAAUAGCCUGUGUGGUUAUGGCAGUGACGAUCUUGACACAGUAG